GAAAAAUUAUCGAGCGACGUUAAAGAAUUUCGCACGCCUCCCUCCGCCCACAGUGGCUCCUCGCUCCCCACCGUCCACGGCCGUCCCGUCGCGGAAGAAGGGGGAGAAUCCACCCGGAAGAAGAAGAAGAAGAAGAAGAAGAUACAGAGAGGGUCCAUCCGCCCCUCUUGCAAUCGCGGCCGACCUCGGACGCUUGAGCAGUCCCUCUCCUUGAAUCUUCAGGCGACUACCCAAUUCGCAGAUCACGGCAAUUGCGGUCGCAGAAAGUCGCGUGCGCUUGCCUGCCGAGAUUCGACUUCACGGCGCUUGGUUUCUUUUGGCAGGGAGGAACGGGGGGGCGCUGCUCUUUUGUUCGCAGAUCUGGUGUUCUGAUCCCGUCUCGUUUUUUUGACUCGUGGGGGGCGGGCCGGAGCUAAGGAUGGGGAUCCUGUUCUCGCGGAUGUUCUCGUCUCUGUUCGGCAACAAGGAAGCUCGGAUCCUCGUGCUCGGGCUCGACAAUGCCGGGAAGACCACGAUCCUCUAUCGGUUGCAGAUGGGUGAAGUUGUUUCCACUAUUCCAACGAUCGGAUUCAAUGUGGAAACAGUCCAGUAUAACAAUAUCAAGUUUCAAGUCUGGGAUCUCGGUGGGCAAACAAGUAUCAGGCCAUAUUGGAGAUGCUAUUUCCCUAACACUCAAGCCAUCAUCUAUGUGGUUGAUUCAAGUGACACUGAUAGGCUUGUGAUAGCAAAAGAAGAAUUUCAUGCUAUCUUGGAGGAAGAAGAGUUAAAAGGGGCUGUUGUCCUGAUUUUUGCUAACAAGCAGGACCUUCCUGGAGCGCUUGAUGAUGCUGCAAUAACUGAAGCAUUGGAAUUGCAUAAGAUUAAAAGUCGCCAAUGGGCUAUCUUUAAAACUUCUGCUAUUAAAGGGGAGGGCCUUUUUGAGGGCCUCGACUGGUUGAGUAAUACGCUGAAAUCAGGAGGAGGCUAAGCUCAAUUAUGGGUUUUUGGGAGAUGAAAAUUCAGCCAGUGUCGAGCAUGAGAUAGAAAGGGUCUAGUCUUUACUUGGUUAAACUUGGUGAUUGAGUUUGACAUUCAUCCACUCGUAUGAUAAUAUCUGAUGUACUGAUUUUUAGGAAUUUUUGGGUGACUUACUUUCAAGAAUUGUGAACUUUUUAUCAAGCACAUGAACAAAUGGUUCUUACUUUUCACUUGUUACUUCUUUCCUUUAUAAUGUGUGUAAUCUCAUCAAUUUUUUUGGUCCGUUGCCUCUUUGUAAGACAUUUUCUUCUGAAUGCUUUGUUCUUCAGACUUUCGCA
Molecule: messenger RNA, 1295 nt
Organism: Eucalyptus grandis
Lineage: Eukaryota; Viridiplantae; Streptophyta; Magnoliopsida; Myrtales; Myrtaceae
Product: ADP-ribosylation factor 1
Exons: 8
Coding region: 419-967 (182 amino acids)
Biological process (GO): intracellular protein transport; vesicle-mediated transport
Cellular component (GO): cytoplasm; Golgi apparatus
Molecular function (GO): GTPase activity; GTP binding
Source: RefSeq, a predicted model, not a curated record